GGAGAUAGCAGCAGCGUCGUGUGCGACCCAACCAGUGGUGGCGGUACGACGGCGGCGACGGGCGCGCAAUCCCGUCUGUCCGCCAAUGCGGGUGUCGUGUCCGCAGCUACCGGAAGUACCGCACUGGGUACCACCGGACCAGGCACCACUCCGGUGCGGGAGUGCGCUGGAUGCGGGAAACGGAUCGUUGAAAGAUUUCUCCUCAAAGCACUGGACCUGUUCUGGCACGAAGACUGCCUCAAGUGCGGUUGUUGUGACUGCAGACUUGGUGAGGUCGGGUCUACACUGUACACCAAAGCGAAUCUCAUCCUUUGUAAGAGGGACUACCUUAGAUUAUUCGGCACGACGGGGUACUGUGCAGCGUGUAACAAAGUCAUUCCCGCAUUCGAGAUGGUAAUGAGGGCGAAAAAUAACGUCUACCACUUGGAGUGCUUCGCGUGUCAACAGUGCAAUCAUAGGUUUUGUGUUGGCGAUAGGUUUUACCUGUGUGAAAACAAAAUCUUGUGUGAAUACGACUACGAAGAAAGGCUAGUUUUCGCCAACAUGGCGUACAACCCGAGUAGUCUGGCCCAUAUCAGAAGGCAAGUCAGUAAUUUACAG
This is a messenger RNA of Acanthoscelides obtectus, 600 nucleotides long. The record is from the annotation of a GenBank genome assembly. Lineage: Eukaryota; Metazoa; Arthropoda; Insecta; Coleoptera; Chrysomelidae.